UGGGGCCCACGGGCAAUAGGGGAUCAUGGGGGCCCUGUGUCCUUGACCAAACUCAAAAAAGCCUAUGAAAAAGGUACCAGGGGCAUCUCAUGGGGCCCCUUACUGACCCCGGGCCCUCGGGCAGUUCCCGAGUUUCCAAAUGGUCAGUCCGCCCCUGGGUCCUCCCUAUGUACUGUUUUGUACAGGAACAUUCCAACAAAUAAGCAACCAGCUCUGCGUGACGUCUUUAACCAGCCAUUGGCUGAAUCUAGAUCCCAAGCAUCAGAGUGCACUCUGGAGAAGUAUGGCCAAGAGCUUUGGCCAUACUUCUCCUUUAAAUGAAAGUGUUUGUGGCUGGAAUUCAG
Molecule: messenger RNA, 344 nt
Organism: Staurois parvus
Lineage: Eukaryota; Metazoa; Chordata; Amphibia; Anura; Ranidae
Source: the annotation of a GenBank genome assembly